CUUUUUUUAUGUUAAUUUUAACUCAAACAUACUUAAAUUUUGAAUGAAUUAUGUGAACAUUUUUUUUAUUGAUUUACUUAAUAUGUAACAAUUAAUAACUAAUACAUAUUACUCAAAUAAAUCUAAAGGGAAAGUUAAGUGUCAGUACGGUCUUUUUCAAUGCAUUCAAUGUAGUACAUAUUGUACAAAAAAGACAUCAUAAAGCUUUAAUUAUUAGCAUUACACUACAUUUAUCAAUUUUGCAGAAUCAAUUGUAAAAUAUACUUACUAGGCAAUCAGAAAAUAAUCAUUAUUGCGAGCUCUGAAAUUCAACUUCAACAGAUAAGUCAUGUCAAGUUAAAGGAAUUUAAAUUUUAACAACAAAUGCUGAGGCGCAAUUCGUUUUGGGAAAUCACCAAUUUCAAAUUAAGUUGUUUAAUUUAGUAAUUUCAAUAUUUUGCUUAAUUAUCUUAUUAAUUAUGGGAAAAAAAAAACGGAUUUCGUAAUUUUCCUAGAUGUGAUCAAAUAAUUAGUAUUAUGAAAAACCGAACAUACAUAUGUAUAUGGGACGUAACUUAAAUGCUAAGCAUAACAAACCAUUUAAACAUGUUGGUCCUUUAAAUUACACAGAAGAUGAUAUAUUGAUCUACACAUUAUAUAUUUGUGGGCCUAUCAAAAAGACCGAUAAAAAUAAUUUGGAAAGAUAUUUUUCUAAGUUUGGCCAACUAGAAAACGUCAAAAUUAUUACGAAAAAGAGUUCAUCUAGUAAGAGUGGGAGUUUUAAUUUUGCUUUUGUUAAUUUUAAGGAAGCUGAAUCAGCUUCAAAAGCAUUGAGGUGUAAGCAUCACUACUUGGGCAGUGGAAUUCUAACUGUUAAAAGUGCGGAUAGUUAUAACCAACCGUUUCAAAAAAAACUACAAGAACCUGAUAUAGAAAGUUCUGACAACGAAGAAUCAAAUAUAAAUUAUUCUAUCUUAAAUCUAAAUGAUGAUUGCAUGCUCAUUAUGUUUAAAUAUUUAUCUUUCUCGGAUCACAUUAAAAUGUCUGUUCACGGUUGGACUAUAUAUUCCAAUUAA
Condylostylus longicornis is the source of this 1055-nucleotide messenger RNA. RefSeq lists its product as uncharacterized. Lineage: Eukaryota; Metazoa; Arthropoda; Insecta; Diptera; Dolichopodidae. The record is from RefSeq and is a predicted model, not a curated record. Gene Ontology annotation, molecular function: RNA binding. The transcript has 4 exons. Bases 537 to 1055 code for a protein of 172 amino acids.